Molecule: messenger RNA, 1257 nt
Organism: Metarhizium album ARSEF 1941
Lineage: Eukaryota; Fungi; Ascomycota; Sordariomycetes; Hypocreales; Clavicipitaceae
Product: Bromodomain protein
Exons: 3
Coding region: 1-1257 (418 amino acids)
Biological process (GO): chromatin remodeling; regulation of DNA-templated transcription
Cellular component (GO): chromatin; nucleus
Source: RefSeq, a predicted model, not a curated record
AUGUCUACGGAGGCGGACGCGGACGCGGGCGGCGCUGCUGCCACGGCGGACAAAGGAGAGAAGCCCAGGUUCUCAUGGCUACGUCCUCACCCCAUAUUUGUGAUAGUAUUAGUUGGUCCCGACGAGCAACCGUUCGGUAUACAAAAGGACUUUCUCUGCUACCGCUCGGACUUCUACCAGCGCUACUUCGCCGGCAAGCAGAGGGACGACACGGUGGAACAUGUGGUCAAGCUGCCGGACGAAACGCCCCAAGUGUUCGGGCUGGCGCAGAACUUCCUCUUCACCGGAAAAGUCAUUUCGGACAACGAGGAAGUCCCCUCGUACGAGUCGCUGGUAGGCCUCUGGAACCUGGGCCACAGACUCGGCAUCCGAGGGCUCUGUGACAAGACGCUCGAGGCCAUGACGGAGUGCCGCAGGUUGACGGAGCGAAUCCCCGCGACACCGCUCCUGGUGCAGGUCUGGAGAGACACCCCCCCGGGCUCGUCCAUCCGGAUGCUGCUCCUGUCCUGGGCCGCCGAGUACAUGAGAUCGUCCGAUUCCCGGGCCGAGUUUGCCAAGUCUCUGCCGCAGGAGGUCCUCAGUGAGCUCGUCGUGGCCAUGAGCGCCUUUGAGCUGGCCGCGCCGGCCCCGGCUCCGGCCCCGGCGCCGUCCGCGUCCUCGGUCGUGUCUGCGCCGGCGGAGCUGCCCAGAAAGAGCGUCCACUACCUCGAGGACCCGAGCGAGGACGACCUCAGCAGCAUCAGGAAGAACCGCCGCCUGAGCGGCCCGCCCACCACCGUGGCGAGGACGGACCAGUCGCUCGGGCGCAAGGGAUCCCGCACACCGCUGCCGAAGCCGCAGAAGCGCAGAUCCGGCGCCGCCUACGUCGACGGCCGCAACUUUUCUACGGCCCAGAAGCUCGACUUUUGCGCCGACUUGCUGAGCAGGAUGCUCUCCGGACCAGGCUUCUGGACAAGACUGGUCGGCCCGUUCAGGGACCCCGUUGAGCCGGCUGAGGACGGCGUCCCCGACUACUUUGACAAGGUCAAGCGGCCGAUGGACCUCACCACCAUCAAGGCCAAGAUGGACCGGCACGAGUACGCAAGCGACGAAGACUUUGUCGGCGACAUGCGGCAAAUAUUUGAAAACUGCUACACGUACUGGAAGAAGGGGGACCCGAUGUGGCAGGCUGCAGAGAAGCUCCAAAAGACGUUUGAGGACAAGUUUGCCCACAUGAACAAAUGGAUCUCCAAGAUGGGCGGCGACGAGGGCGACUGA